Messenger RNA from Nakaseomyces glabratus, 1371 nucleotides. It is a transcript of the gene MAC1, whose product is annotated as Mac1p. Gene Ontology annotation, molecular function: copper ion binding; DNA-binding transcription factor activity, RNA polymerase II-specific; RNA polymerase II cis-regulatory region sequence-specific DNA binding. Gene Ontology annotation, cellular component: nucleus. Lineage: Eukaryota; Fungi; Ascomycota; Saccharomycetes; Saccharomycetales; Saccharomycetaceae. The record is from RefSeq and is a predicted model, not a curated record. Gene Ontology annotation, biological process: positive regulation of transcription by RNA polymerase II; intracellular copper ion homeostasis; intracellular iron ion homeostasis.
AUGAUCAUAUUCAAGAACGAUAAGUAUGCGUGCGUGAAGUGCAUACGUGGACACAGGUCCUCGCUGUGUGUACACACAGGCAGGAUGCUUGUUAAAGUGAGGAACCGUGGUCGGAAGAAAGGUAUUGAUGUUAGAGAUGCGAUAGUUGUUGGGGAUAUUCAUCGUAAGAGGAGUUGUGAGUGUGCUAGUGGGCAUGCUGGCGAUGAUAGCAAGCAGUAUGGUGCUCCUAAUGCGGAUGUUAGUCGCCCACAUGAGUCAGGUUUGAAUAGUACAUGUGUUGGUAUGAAUAAGCAGCCGAUUUUAUUUGUUAGAGCUAAGAAAGUCUUGAAGGCACAACUUAUCGGAGGUGAGUUGAAGGAGAUGAGUGAGGUUGAUAUGUCUCGAUUAGAGGUUGAUACUUCCGAUGACGAGACUGUAGCCACUACCACCACAGUACCAAAAGUAGAAAUAUUAGAUAAUAAUGUACUUAAUGUCACGCAAGGUAAUAUCGAUGAUGAUAUGGUUCUGGUUGAUGAUACAAAGAAUUUUGCAGGGGCAUCCAUCGGUGAGCUAAUAGAUGAGCAAUUGAGUUCGAUAAACGUAGAGCCUACGGGCUCGCAUUGCUGUGGUUCACAACCACACGGUAUCGAUCCCAUGAAGACUACGACGGUGACUGCAGCAGCAACAGAGACAGAAAAGUAUCCAUUCUUCCAGUUGCUCACUAAGCGUGGUGUCUAUCUGAGCACACAAUGUUCUUGCUCCGCAGCUAACUGUGCAUGCAGCAACUGUCUGAUACAUAGGACUGAAGAAGAGAUCAAUAAUUAUAUUGAGGCUAGUGGGGUACCGUUGACCAAUUUAGAUAGCUCCACGAGUCUUCAAGCUACGCCGGAGAUAGAGAGCCCUAGACCUUCAUGCAUGUGCAAACCUGAAGAGUGUACGUGUGAUGGUUGUGAUAUACAUACGAUAGAAGUUGUACCGUUCCAGAGGAUAGUUAUACAUGGUUUAAUAAACACAAGACUCACAAAGAAAACUCUAAUACAAUAUAGGAAGAAGUUGAUAGGUCAGAAGUAUUGGUGGGAUUAUUGUAUGGUGUAUAUACCGUGUCUACGGUGUAACAAUUUUGAUGGGUUAGAUAUCGUUGGAUUUUUUGAUAAUAUUAUUAAGGAGCAUGGUCAUGAGCUUGAAGAUGCGAAGGAAAAAGUGGAUGCAGGUUCAAUACAGAACUUGACUAGUCAAGCUGAGAAUUUUAUAAUGAAUAUGAACAACAGCAUUGACAAUGGUGUAUCUAGCAAUACCACGAACAAUAUGAACAACAUUAAUGAUACACGAUUACAAUCACACUAUGCAAAUCUAGUUAAGACGGAGGGAACAAUUUCUCCGAUGUUCAUGUAG